GCAGUAAAUCACUCGCCAGCCGCUAGCUGUCGCACUGGUUCUGGUCUGCGCUGCGGCUGCUUCGCAGGGAUCUGGUGCUCCUGGGCGGCCGCUCAGUCGUUCUUAUUUGGCAACUACGCGCAGGGCGGCGGAGUCGUCAGGCAGCAUCCGGAGUCGUACCGUGGCCGAGCAAAGGAAGUAACGCCGCGACAGCAAAGGCCGAACGGCGCGAUCCCCGAUCUAGUUGGCGGGCGGGAGGGGGGAGCAGCCAUGUUGGCGUGGGGCAUAAAGUGACUCUUUGAGCCGGGAAAGAACGGGGCAGAACAGGAAGCGUACUUGGGGCGGCGGCAUUAGCUGGCGGGGGCUCGCCUGCGGAAGAAGAGGAGGCGGUGGCGGUGCGGCGGUGCCAGCGAGGAGGGAGCACGGAAACCUAAGGCAGGACGAGGACCGCCCCGGCGCGGCAGAGAUUCGGCGCGGCUCCUGCUGCUGGUGAGUUCAGGGCUGCUCAUUGUCUGCCGUGCGCGCAGGUCAGGGGCCUGGCCCGAGGCGAGAGGGCAACGGGGCGGCUUCCUUUCAGCCCCGAAAGGGAGCAAGGUGGUGAGGUGGGUGUUCAGCGAUCUAUACCGGUCUCCGGUGCUUGGGAGAAAUUGGAGGCAGAAGGACGACGUCCGUGAAGGAUCUACUCUUUUGGCACGUGCUUUCUCAAGCCAGGUUUAUAGCUGGUAGAAUGAAAAAGUUUAAGAGAAGACUUUCUUUAACACUGCGUGGGAGUCAGACUAUUGAUGAGUCACUUUCUGAACUGGCUGAACAAAUGACAAUUGAAGAGAACAGCAACAAAGAUAACGAACCCAUUGUGAAGAAUGGCAGACCUCCAACAUCACACAGCAUGCACUCAUUUCUUCAUCAGUAUACAGGAUCCUUCAAAAAACCUCCAUUACGAAGACCACACAGCGUUAUAGGGGGAAGUCUGGGUUCUUUUAUGGCAAUGCCAAGAAAUGGGAGCAGAUUAGAUAUUGUACAUGAAAACCUAAAAAUGGGAUCAGAUGGUGAAAGUGACCAAGCUUCUGGAACAUCAUCUGAUGAAGUUCAGUCCCCAACAGGUGUUUGUCUCAGGAACAGGAUACACAGACGAAUAUCUAUGGAGGACUUGAAUAAACGUUUGUCACUACCUGCAGACAUUAGGAUACCUGAUGGAUAUCUUGAAAAGUUGCAAAUAAAUAGUCCACCAUUUGAUCAACCAAUGAGUCGACGAUCUCGUAGAGCAUCAUUGUCUGAAAUCGGAUUUGGAAAAAUGGAAACGUAUGUUAAAUUGGAAAAGCUUGGUGAGGGUACAUAUGCAACAGUAUAUAAAGGAAGAAGUAAGCUGACUGAAAAUCUAGUAGCUUUAAAAGAAAUCAGAUUAGAGCAUGAAGAGGGUGCACCGUGCACAGCUAUUAGAGAAGUGUCAUUGCUAAAAGAUCUAAAACAUGCAAAUAUUGUUACAUUACAUGAUAUUGUCCAUACAGACAAAUCAUUAACUCUUGUAUUUGAAUAUCUGGACAAAGACCUAAAGCAAUAUAUGGAUGACUGUGGGAACAUUAUGAGUGUGCAUAAUGUAAAGUUAUUUUUAUACCAGAUUCUGCGUGGUUUGGCCUAUUGUCACAGAAGAAAAGUACUACACCGGGACCUAAAACCACAAAAUCUACUAAUUAAUGAAAGAGGAGAAUUAAAGCUAGCAGACUUUGGCCUGGCUAGAGCAAAAUCUGUUCCUACGAAGACAUAUUCAAAUGAAGUUGUCACAUUGUGGUAUAGGCCUCCAGAUGUUCUCCUUGGAUCUUCUGAAUAUUCCACACAAAUCGAUAUGUGGGGAGUUGGAUGUAUAUUUUUUGAAAUGGCAUCAGGAAGACCUCUCUUUCCUGGGUCAACAGUUGAAGAUGAAUUGCACUUAAUUUUCAGACUUCUAGGAACUCCUUCACAAGAAACAUGGCCAGGCAUUACUUCCAGUGAUGAGUUUAGAAAUUACAACUUUCCCAAAUACAAGCAACAACCUUUGAUCAACCACGCUCCAAGGCUGGAUUCAGAAGGGAUUGAACUGAUAGUAAAAUUUCUUCAAUAUGAAUCAAAGAAAAGAAUAUCAGCAGAAGAGGCUAUGAAACAUGCAUAUUUCAGAAGUCUUGGAACUAGAAUACAUAUUUUACCAGAAAGUGUAUCAAUAUUCACUUUGAAAGAAAUUCAACUCCAAAAAGAUCCAGGCUUUCGAAAUUCCACUUAUCCAGAGACAGGACAUGGGAAGAACAGAAGACAAAGCAUGCUUUUCUGAGGCAGGCUGUGCUAUUUCAAACCAAGGCUGGUUUUACUUCCAUCAAGGACUUUAGUCUAAAGGCAAUUCUUCCCUUGGUGGACUUGAAAUCUGUUUGUCUACACUGUCUUCCUCACAGUGCCGUCUUUUUAUUUUGGACCUACUGGUUAUUUUUUUUAAAUAUAUAUAUAUGUAAAUAUAUAUAUAUAUUUGUUGUCACAAUGUGACAAUUUUUUGUACAGUCAAUUUUAAGGUCUUCUCCAUUAGAUCCAGUAGGUUAUAACUGUUAAUGUAACAGUAGCUGCAAUUUUUAUGCAGGACUGAGAAACACAGUGCAUUAUUUAUUGUGUAAUCAUUGCUGCUAAAUAACUACUGUCUGUAUAGUUAAGAACCGAAUGCCUGAAAGAGUUGCAAUGGGUUUACUGUAUAUGCUAUGUGAAUGCCUUGUUUCUCUUCUCUUCUCUUCAUUGCUGCAGCUUUAUAUCUUGUUUUUUCUUUAACUGCAAUGUUUCCUGGAAUGUAAACACAGCUUUCUUGACAAAAGAUACUAUUUACUUUAACACUCUCUUGUUCUUGGCCUGUAAAUUUCUGAUUUAACAUUAGAUGUAAAGUACUUAGAAUGCUACCAAAUAUC
Molecule: messenger RNA, 2891 nt
Organism: Notechis scutatus (mainland tiger snake)
Lineage: Eukaryota; Metazoa; Chordata; Lepidosauria; Squamata; Elapidae
Gene: CDK17
Product: cyclin dependent kinase 17
Biological process (GO): protein phosphorylation
Cellular component (GO): cytoplasm; nucleus
Molecular function (GO): ATP binding; cyclin-dependent protein serine/threonine kinase activity
Source: RefSeq, a predicted model, not a curated record